AUGUACAGUCGUGGGUGCCGGAUUGCUAUCGACGACCUUGCUCUCAGCACACCCCCACAGACAUUUGGACGAAUUCCACGAUCCGACCACGGGCGAAGGCGGCGGCGCCGGCGGGGGAUAUGCGCCGACGGCGUAUUUCGGCACUGGGUCUGGCUCGGAGGCGAGGAUGGCUCGGGCGAUGUCUUGAAGAAAGUGUGUUGUCUGGGAUAUAUCAAUCGAUUAGAUUACAGCCCCAUCAAGGCACGCCUCGCGUUUAUAUUGAUUGGUGCAUGCCGCACCCCUCGAUUAUUGAACCCAUCCAUGAAUGGAGUACUCCGUACGGAGUACGGCGUAACGGGAGAACCUAGUCUACCUAACCUAGGUAAAGACGGUGGAGCGACAAUGCGAAUUCCAGUGCUCCGUUCGGAGUACGGUACUCUGAGCAGAGAGAACCCGAGGAUUGAUGCCACCAUCGAGCUUGCUGAGACACCCGAGAUAGGCAUCCCGCUUCGUUGA
Penicilliopsis zonata CBS 506.65 is the source of this 495-nucleotide messenger RNA. RefSeq lists its product as hypothetical. The transcript is spliced from 5 exons. The record is from RefSeq and is a predicted model, not a curated record. The coding region runs from base 1 to 495 and encodes 164 amino acids. Lineage: Eukaryota; Fungi; Ascomycota; Eurotiomycetes; Eurotiales; Aspergillaceae.